CUGACAUCACAUUUAUGACAUCAGUUGGUUGGGUUCUUCGAUUGAUUGUUCUCACUUCAAUUGGUGCAAAAAUUGUAAUUUUUAAAGAAUUAAAUUUAAGUUAAUCUUCUUGGAUAUUAAAAUCAAAAACUAUGGGUAUUCCCGCUGGUAAUGCUGAAAACGGCAAAAAAAUCUUCGUCCAAAGAUGUGCCCAAUGCCACACUGUUGAGGCUGGUGGUAAACACAAAGUAGGUCCUAACCUACACGGCUUCUUUGGCCGCAAGACCGGUCAAGCACCCGGCUUCACAUACUCAGAGGCCAACAAAGCUAAAGGCAUCACUUGGGGAGAGGAUACUCUGUUUGAGUACCUAGAGAAUCCUAAGAAAUACAUCCCCGGUACCAAGAUGGUGUUUGCUGGUCUCAAAAAGGCCAAUGAGAGGGCAGACCUCAUUGCGUACUUGAAAGAAGCCAGCAAGUAACCUAUAAGGAAUUUAGGAACAAUACCUCAAAAUGAGUAGAAAAUUCCAUUAUGAUUUGGAAGUUAUCUCCUCAUUUUUUAGGCCAAUCAGUAUCAUUAAUAUUUAUUGUAUAUUUUAUUUUAAUGUGACCAAAACAAUAGGAAAUGAUCAUUCAUGACGAAUCCCAUCAUUGAGUACAAGUUUUUGUGUGCAAUCAAUUUUUUGCCUCAAGUUUGAUGCCUACCAUUCAAUGUAAUGUUGUGAAUGUUUUAAAUGUUAUUAAAUUAUUCUUAGACAACACCGAAA
Papilio xuthus (Asian swallowtail) is the source of this 743-nucleotide messenger RNA. The record is from RefSeq and is a predicted model, not a curated record. Lineage: Eukaryota; Metazoa; Arthropoda; Insecta; Lepidoptera; Papilionidae.